AUGACCACAAAUACUCCAUCAGAGCCAGCUCCAUCAGAAGCACCACCAAACCCAUCCCACACAUACGAUCGCAACACACCCGAUCAGCAAGAAAUCACCGCAAUCCUCGCCAAAUUCAACAAAGAUCCCCUCGCUCUAAGCGUCAUCUCCCUGGGCAAAGAUGGCGUUUUACGGAAUCUAUCGGCGGAUCGCGCCGUUCUCGAUGCUGUUGGACUGGGCCCGCGGCUGGUGAAAGCGUUCUUGGACCACGUCCCUCCGGACUACCGCGCGCUCACGCCAGAACUUGAGGAUGCUGAUGGGUCGAAAGCGACUUAUGAGGAAAUGUGGCACCCGGAUCCAGGGCUACUGCCGCGACCUAUGGGUGAGGAGCAGAAGAAGAGGGCGUUGGCGAGUUUAGAGAAGAAUUAG
Alternaria novae-zelandiae is the source of this 408-nucleotide messenger RNA. RefSeq lists its product as uncharacterized. The record is from RefSeq and is a predicted model, not a curated record. Lineage: Eukaryota; Fungi; Ascomycota; Dothideomycetes; Pleosporales; Pleosporaceae. The transcript has a single exon. Bases 1 to 408 code for a protein of 135 amino acids.